This is a messenger RNA of Pogonomyrmex barbatus (red harvester ant), 1402 nucleotides long. Its product is annotated as venom protease. Gene Ontology annotation, molecular function: serine-type endopeptidase activity. The record is from RefSeq and is a predicted model, not a curated record. NCBI's taxonomy places the organism in Eukaryota, Metazoa, Arthropoda, Insecta, Hymenoptera, Formicidae. Gene Ontology annotation, biological process: proteolysis.
AGUAGAGACGGACAGACGCGUUAGACGAGGUAUAUCUUCUAUCGCGAACGCGUCUUCGAGAUCAGACCAGAGAGGACCGCGUGAUCAAGGCUACGUGUAGCAAGAAUGCUGGCGAGAAUACCGAUCGGCUCCUCGUUAUUACUACUAGUGUUGGUGUCGAUCCUGUCGUCGACGCACGGUCGAAAGGACGUCGGAGAAUCAUGUACAGCCGAUAAUGUCCCAGGUGUAUGCAAGCUUUUACGAAGCUGCGAUAAAGUUUAUAGGGAUCUAUUGGCCGGCAAAACGCCUAAAGAGAUCUGUGGAUAUUCAGGUUUUGACCCAAUAGUAUGCUGCCCAACAUCAAAUUCGGUUGAUUCUAGACCAACGCCGACGCCGACGCCGACGCCGACGCCGACGCCACAAACAGGCUCAGUGCGACCUUUGAAAUUGGAUGGAAGAGUAGGAUCUCUAGCACGAGCAAAAUGCGCGGAAAACGCGGAGGCUGUCUAUGGUUUCCAGAUACCACCUACACCGACAUUGGACCGAACACCUGUAAACACCUCGCUAUGCGCUCUAACCACGCGCAAAUUGAUCGUCGGUGGCAAGAAGGCCGAAGGGAAAGAAUUUCCGCACAUGGCGGCCAUCGGUUUCGAGUCUGGUAAUACGAUCCUGUGGAAUUGUGGUGGUAGCUUAAUUUCUUCCAAAGUCGUCCUGACAGCGGCCCACUGCACUUGGUCAUCAGACUGGGGAAGCGCUAAGUGGGUACGCCUCGGUGAUCUAAAUCUCGCGCAGACAAAUGAUAACGCAAAGCCACAAACUAUUGCAAUCAAGGAAAGGAUAAGGCAUCCCGAAUACAAACGACCGUCGGAAUAUCACGACAUAGCUAUUUUACGUCUGGAAAAGGAAGCUACCUUUGACGCAUGGGUCAGACCAGCGUGUCUUCCGGUUGAUUCGCCUGAUGUGGGGAACAAUGAUAAGGCAGUCGCCACCGGAUGGGGUUUGGUCGACUGGGAUGAAGACAAAGGCUCGGACAAUUUAUUAAAGGUGACGCUCUCUUUAGUUUCUCAUAAAGUUUGCAAUAAUAGUUUCUUCGACGGUGGUUCUACCGGAGAGCUCGCAUUAGGCAUUGUCGACGACUGGCAAAUAUGUGCGGGAGAAGCCGGGAAAGAUACUUGUCAGGGUGACAGUGGAGGGCCACUUGCUGUCUUUAACACCGAUCACAACUGCAUGUACACCAUUAUCGGAGUCACCAGUUUCGGACGAUACUGCGGCAGCACCAUACCUGGCGUCUACACUCGAGUCUACCAUUACAUCGACUGGAUUGAGAGAACUGCAUGGCCAGAAUACUUUUAACACGAAUACUUCAUUAAUUUAAAUGUAUCCAUUUUCUUAAGCAUUAAAUAUAUUUCUUUUUUUAUAUUUU